Molecule: messenger RNA, 2487 nt
Organism: Mytilus californianus (California mussel)
Lineage: Eukaryota; Metazoa; Mollusca; Bivalvia; Mytilida; Mytilidae
Exons: 2
Coding region: 74-1678 (534 amino acids)
Molecular function (GO): zinc ion binding
Source: RefSeq, a predicted model, not a curated record
UAGAAAUAGUAUUUAAAACUGUUCCAAACCCGAUUUUUAUUACACCACCAAACAAUCUCCAAAGCUUAGAACCAUGGGUAAUUGGUUUAUAAAAUCCGGUCAGAAUACUAUUGUAUGUGACCUUUGUGAAAUCAUCGCUGCUGAUAAUCAUUGCAAUUCCUGCGUGUUUAAUCUUUGUCAAGAUUGCAUUUGUGAUCAUUCCAGAAGCAGAAGUAAAAGAAAGAAAUAUGAGCACGACAUCGUGGCUUUUACACAGAAAAAAACCCAGAUACAUUCUCAAAUAUGUCAAAAACAUAAGCUUGCAAGAUGCAUGAGAUUUUGUAAACAAUGUAAAAUACCCGUAUGUCAAGAAUGUGUAUUUACUGGAGACCAUCAAAGUCACAGAACCAUGUAUCUUUCCAGUUAUAUCAAUGAUCGAUACCAUGAGAUAAAUAAACAUAAUGCCCAUUUGGAGAGUAAAGUAAUACCAGAAUUUAAACAGAACCUUUUAAGGAUAGAAAAUGCAACCUCUGCUACUGCAACUGCCUAUGACGAACUGAAUAAAUCUAUCCAGGAGCAUAGAGAAAUUUGUCACCGAAAAAUUGAUGACAUUUUUGACAGAUAUCAGAACGAGGCAGAUGAUUUAAGGAAAGAAGAUAUUUCUGCAUUGCAUAAUUAUCUAUCAAAUGAUAGUGCAUGUUUAAAACAAGCAUGUGUCAUUUUACAAAGAAAUAAAGAUAUUAUGAGUUCAGCAGAUAUUAAGGAUGUGGUAAAUUAUCAUCACAAGAAGGCAGAUAAUAUUUCCGAAUUUGAAGUUCAACACCCUGAAUUUGACACGAAACUCGUUAAUUGGAAGAAGUUAUACUUCGAAUUAGGAUAUCUUAAAAUAUCGGAUAAACCAAAACUUAUUCUGUCAGUCCCGACUCCGAUGGUACCCACAAGAGCAUGCAGCUUACCGGAAGAUCAGUUCUGGGUUUGUGGACAGGACAAUAUGAUUGCGCGCAUAAAUAUGGAUGGGGAAGUUCUAGAAACAGUUGACGUGCCAAUAAGUUUACAUGCAAAUGACAUUUCUAUUACAAACAACUGUGAAUUAAUCUUCACAGAAGGGAAACCUGGCAAAGUUACCAUCAUUAAAGAAGGAAAGACAGUAACUUUUAUAGAUGUAGGUCCACAGUGGCACCCGAGUGGUCUACAUUGUACAAAGGCAGGGGAUAUAUUGGUUACCAUGUCUGAUGACAGUUAUAAUAAUUAUAAAAUCGUCCGGUACACAGACGGAAAAGCAGUUCAAGAAAUUCAAAAUUACAAUAACGGAAAACCUUUGUUUCAUCCCGGUCUUAGAAUUCUGUUUGUAACCGAGAAUAACAAUGGAGACGUGUGUGUGUCAGAUACGAAUGGACGCGUAAUAAUUGUUUUGAAUAAAUUCGGAAAUUUCAAAUUUAAUUACAACACUUCCCGGGCAUUAAACGAUUGUUCAAAAUUAACAACGUUUGAACCAGGAUGUAUAGUAACGAAUAGUAAGUGUCAAAUGCUUUUCACUGUACAAAACUUUAUAUUCGUCAUCAAUCAUAAAGGACACUUUGUACAAUGUAUUGAUAAUUGCUUCCUGACAAUGGCGUCUGCUCUGUGUUUGGACUACACGGAAAGGGUUUGUGUCGGAGAGUUUACUAAAACCAAUUUAAAAAUUAUUAAGUACAGGUAAUAACAAAAAUUUCAAUGAAACAUUUUAUUUUUCUUUCUAAUUGUCUUAACACAAAUCAAGCAAUACUUGGUUUUGUUUCUGCUGCCAAAAUGGUUAGUUUUGUUCGUCCGUAAAAAAUACUUUCAAAUGUAAAUGGUAACAUCUUGUGCGUUGAACAAACCGCUUCCGGUUUUUUUCACAAAAAAAGACAAGAAAUACAUUGUGAAAUGUUCGAAGAAUUGUUCUAGUUAUUUCCCAUUGGCCGAUAUUUACGCUCCAUUUUAAAGUGAAUUAUUCUUCUCAUCAUUACAUUAGAAUAUUUUAGAGAAAUUGCAAGAAAAUUUACUUUCAAGUCAUAUUCUAGCUUUAUUAAAAUUUUUAUAUCUUCCAUUCGUCCGAGGCCUGUUAAUAAUUUGUAUACAUGUAAUAACUAUGAAAUUACUAAUUUAAAACUAAGCACUAGGUAUAAUAUUAUAUUUUUUAAAUUGCAACAUACUUUAUUAAAAAUUUCAACAUUUGUUAGUUGGAUACAGAAAAUAUCGGUACCUUAUUCCGGUCUCGUUAAACAUUAUUAGUAUAUAAUAGAUAAAACUAGUUAGUACAUUGUGAAUCUUCGAGAGCCGUCUACCGGCAAGGUUCUGAAAAAUAUGCUCACUUAGAUAGACUUAAAGUUGCAUAUGUUCGUGCACCGAAGCCGUCAGACUAAUUUUUACCAGAAGUGCACUGGCAUCGCCGAAAUUAAUCGUGAACCAGAUUAUCAUACUUCCGAUAGUGAGACAGAAGCUAGAUAAACGUUACAAUCUCAUCAGAAUCAACCGAUUGACAGAAUA